Molecule: messenger RNA, 512 nt
Organism: Gregarina niphandrodes
Lineage: Eukaryota; Apicomplexa; Conoidasida; Eugregarinorida; Gregarinidae
Exons: 1
Source: RefSeq, a predicted model, not a curated record
AUGAAGACGAUUGUGAGUGCGGUUCAGGGCUGCAGCAAACUCGUUGGAAUGCUGGCAGUUAUUGUGCAGGAUGGAGCAAGGCCGCCGGUUACGGACGACGACUGCGUGGCGCGAAUGGUGUCGUUGGGUAAGGGAGAGGAGUGCAUUCAUGUGCUGGUUCUGGGUCGUCUCAGCGACAGCUUGACACAGGAAUAUCCUAUGGAAGCCGGGUGCCCUUUGGACUUGGACGGACUCCUCGAAUGGUCAAGAAGGAUGUUGGUUUAUCAAGACGAGAACGAGUACGUCAAACGUAUGUUCAGCAAUGUUCUUAAGAAGCGCCUUGAAGGCGAAGACGACUUGACGCUUUAUGACGUGUGGUCCGAGGUUUUCAAAGGGGAUAUUGUCAAGGUGGGUGACGAUGUCAGCGACGACGCGAAGUUGCUGGAAGUGCUGUACGCCAGACUGUUGACGUCGGAGGAGCAGAAGCAGCUCAAAUCGAUGGUGCCGAAAGAGUGGAUGCCUGUCAUCAAGAG